This is a messenger RNA of Vitis riparia (riverbank grape), 3621 nucleotides long. Its product is annotated as receptor-like protein kinase 5. The transcript has 2 exons. Gene Ontology annotation, biological process: protein phosphorylation. Bases 309 to 3374 code for a protein of 1021 amino acids. Lineage: Eukaryota; Viridiplantae; Streptophyta; Magnoliopsida; Vitales; Vitaceae. Gene Ontology annotation, molecular function: protein binding; protein kinase activity; ATP binding. The record is from RefSeq and is a predicted model, not a curated record.
GGAGAGGCUCUCUCUCUGCGUGUUUCUGUAACCUUAUUUUUUCUUUCUUCUGAGGAAGAAGGUUGGUAGAAGUUUCACCCACGAAACUUCAUCUAGAAUUUCCGACACCCUUUGAAUGGAAAGGAAAACAGAUUCCAAAUUUCCAUGGUUUGAACUCAGCUGCUUGUUUUCAAGUUCCAGUGUGUUUGGACACACAUAUACUACUACGACUACUACCCUGGACUCUCAAGUCUGAAGCCCACUGUGUAUCACCAUGGUAGUUUAAGCUCACCACUUUCAUCUUCAACCUCUGAAACCCACGUCCCAAAAUGUCGAAAACACCCCCACCUUCUGUCCAAUUUCACUUCUACACCCUCUCUAUCCUCCUCUUCUCUUUAACCUUUUAUGGGAAUUCUCAGGCCAGUGAUCAGGAGCUCUCAAUCCUACUGAAACUUAAGCAACACUGGCAUAAUCCACCAGCCAUCGAUCACUGGACUUCGUCCAAUUCAUCCUACUGCACAUGGCCGGAGAUUAAAUGUGCAGAGGAUGGCUCUGUCACUGGAAUCCUUCUUGUGAACAUCAACAUCACCAACGAAAUCCCACCCUUCAUUUGUGACCUGAAGAACAUCACAACCAUUGAUCUCCAACUCAACUACAUCCCUGGUGGAUUCCCUACAGGUCUGUACAACUGCACCAAGCUUGAGUACUUGGACCUCUCUCAAAACUACUUCGUUGGCCCCAUUCCGGCGGAUGUUGACCGCUUGUCACCUCGGCUGUAUCUCCUCUUCCUCGUCGGCAACAACUUCUCUGGCGAUAUUCCGGCUGCAAUUGGGCGAUUACCGGAGUUGAGGUUUCUUAGGCUCACCCAAAAUCAGUUCAACGGUUCUUUCCCGCCAGAAAUAGGUAAUUUGUCGAAACUUGAACACUUAGGAAUGGCCUAUAACGACUUCCGGCCAUCGGAAAUACCUCUGAAUUUCACUAAGUUGAAGAAUUUGAAGUAUCUGUGGAUGGCCCAAUCAAAUUUGAUCGGAGAAAUCCCGGAAAUGAUUGGAGAAAUGACUGCACUCCAGUACUUGGACUUGUCUUCAAACAAUUUGAGUGGGAAAAUCCCAAGCAGUUUGUUUCUGUUGAAAAAUUUGACCGAAUUAUACCUUCAAAUAAAUCAAUUUUCUGGGGAGAUUGGCCCAACAAUUGAGGCCAUAAAUUUGCUUAGAAUUGAUCUUUCUAAGAACAACUUAUCUGGGGCAAUCCCGGAAGAUUUUGGAAGGCUAAGCAAAUUGGAAGUUCUGGUUUUGUAUUCCAAUCAAUUCACAGGGGAGAUUCCAGAAAGCAUUGGCAAUCUAACAGCCCUGACAGACGUUAGGUUGUUCAGCAACAAUCUGUCCGGUAUACUGCCUCCAGACUUCGGGCGAUACUCAAUGCUGGAAGCGUUUGAGGUAGCUUCCAACAGUUUUACCGGAAGGCUUCCAGAGAACUUGUGCGCAGGUGGAAAAUUGGAAGGAUUGGUGGCCUUUGAUAACAAGCUCAGUGGGGAAUUGCCUGAAUCCCUUGGGAAUUGCAGGAAUUUGAAAAUUGUCAUGGUUUACAAUAACUCGCUCUCAGGCAACGUUCCCAGUGGUCUAUGGACUUUAGUGAACAUAUCACGGCUGAUGAUAAGCCACAAUUCAUUUACAGGUGAGCUGCCUGAUGAAUUGGGGUGGAAUCUUUCUCGGAUUGAGAUCAGAGACAACAUGUUUUAUGGAAAUAUUCCAGCUGGAGUGGCUUCCUGGAAGAACCUGGUGGUGUUUGAUGCACGCAAUAACCAAUUAUCCGGUCCAAUUCCUUCUGAAUUAACAGCCCUACCUCGCCUCACUACUCUUCUUCUCGACAGAAACCUAUUUGACGGUCACCUUCCAUCCAAGAUAGUGUCUUGGAAGUCGCUGAAUUUCCUAAACCUUAGCCGAAAUCAGAUCUCUGGCAUGAUUCCGGCUGAAAUUGGUUAUCUACCUGACCUUUCAGGGCUAGACCUGUCGGAGAACCAACUCUCCGGUGAAAUCCCACCUGAAAUCGGCCUCCUGACUCUCACCUUUCUCAACCUUUCUUCCAAUCAUCUUACUGGGAAAAUCCCAACCAAGUUUGAAAACAAAGCAUAUGACAGCAGCUUCUUGAACAACCCUGGUCUCUGUACAAGUAACCCAUUCCUAGGCAUUGGCUUCCAACUCUGCCAUUCUGAGACAAGGAAGAAGAGCAAGAUCUCAUCAGAAUCUUUGGCUUUGAUUCUGAGUGUUGCUGCAGCAGCCGCUGUGUUGGCCUUGUCAUUUUCAUUCAUUGUCUUCAGAGUCUAUAGAAGGAAGAAGCACAGAUUUGAUCCCACAUGGAAACUCACCUCAUUCCAGAGAUUGAAUUUCACUGAAGCAAACAUUUUGUCAAGUUUAGCAGAGAAUAAUGUGAUUGGAAGUGGCGGGUCAGGGAAAGUAUACUGUGUUCCUGUAAAUCAUUUGGGUGAAGUUGUGGCUGUGAAGAGGAUAUGGACUCACAGAAACUUGGAUCACAAGCUUGAGAAAGAUUUUUUAGCAGAAGUUGAAAUACUGGGUGCAAUUCGGCACUCCAAUAUCAUAAAAUUGCUGUGUUGUGUUUCAAGUGAGGAUUCAAAACUUCUGGUCUAUGAGUAUAUGGAAAGGAGAAGCCUCGAUCGGUGGCUCCAUAGGAAGAGAAGGCCGAUGAUUGCCUCAGGUUUAGUCCAUCAUUUUGUCUUGGCCUGGCCCCAGAGGUUGAAGAUUGCUGUGGAUAUUGCCCAGGGUCUAUGCUACAUGCACCAUGACUGUUCACCUCCCAUUGUUCAUCGAGAUGUGAAGUCGAGCAAUAUCCUGCUGGAUUCUGAGUUCAAUGCAAAAUUAGCAGAUUUUGGAUUGGCAAAGAUGCUGAUCAAGCCCGGAGAGCUGAACACAAUGUCAACUGUGGCAGGCUCAGUCGGGUACAUGGCACCAGAGUCUGCUCAAACUGCAAGAGUGAGUGAGAAGACCGAUGUUUACAGCUUUGGGGUAAUCCUUCUGGAGCUGGUAACAGGACGGGAAGCCAGUGAUGGAGAUGAGCACACAUGCCUUGUUGAGUGGGCAUGGCAACACAUCCAAGAAGGCAAGCAUACAGCCGACGCCUUGGACAAGGAGAUCAAGGAACCCUGCUACUUGGAUGAGAUGAGCAGUGUGUUCAAGCUAGGGAUCAUUUGUACUGGCACACUGCCUUCUACCAGGCCCAGCAUGAGGAAGGUUUUGAAGAUCUUGCUCCAAUACAGCAAUCCACUAGAGGUCUAUGGAGAGGAGAAUACCGCAAGAGAAUACGAUGCCGCCCCCCUCCUCGACACAAAGCCAGCGAGAAUAUCAGAAAAUAAUGGCAGUAAUUUUGCGUCCAAUGUGUGAGACUCCGUUCCAUGCUGUCACAGGAGGCAAAGGAAAACAUAUAGUUAGCAAUAGGUUGCUAUAUUGAGAAGACCAAACUGCUCUGAAUCGUGUAGCUUAGAGAGCAUCUUGUAGUCAUAUAUAGAAACCAAGGCCAAAGGUGGCCCAAGUUAGGCCAUGAACAUUGCUGUAUACAAUAAGAUUCUACAGGUAUGAAGCACACAUUGCAUAUCUAUAAUUUAAAAAAGUAAUACGUUCUUGUUUGCAA